CCGGUGACCACACAGGAAGCACAAAUCAUGGAGUCAUUGACGAGAGUAUUAUCGAUCGGCCAUACUUUGCGAAGGAAGCUUGUUCUCGCUGUUUAACCAAACCCAACUCGCACCUCAAUAUAACAAGGAACAAUUAGAGCUUGUCUUGCUCUGUAUGCGAAAUCAUCGGGCGGAUGUUGAUAUUUCGUAUUCCGUACAACUCGCUGCGACAGCUUGCGUUUAUAAUUUGACUAACAGGGAAACAGGGUCAACUAUACCUGCUAACAUGCUUUCUGAGGUUGUGAAGGAAACUCUGGCAACAAUGGAAAGGUUCCAAGAUCGACAACAAUUGCAGAAAAAUUGUUUGAUGACGCUGUGUAGCGACAAGAUAUUGAAGGAAGUGACUUUUGAUUACUUCAAAACAGCCCAAUUAGUGAUGCAAUGUCUCUGCACCAAUGAGGACAGUGCCAUGCAUCGGAUGUCUGUCGCCAUCAUUUCGAUUCUUGCCGCCAAAAUAUCUACAGAACAAACGGCUAUUCUGGGAUGCAGUAAAUACAUGAAGGUUUUACUCCGAAUUGUGGAAAAGAAACUUAACGCUGCUCAUCUUGAUUUGACGUUGAAAUUUACACUCAGUGCUCUGUGGAAUCUCACAGACGAGAGUCCGUCAACUUGCCAAAAUUUUAUUGACAAUGACGGGCUUAGUCUCUUUGUACAAAUUUUAAGUGUGAAUGAUGACAAUCCUUGUCUUCAAACUAAAGUUCUUGGACUUCUGAAUAAUCUUGCUGAGGUACCGUCUCUACGCUGCCAUCUACUGGAGCAUGACAUACAAUUAAUCGAAUCGAUUCAAAAACUUCUGCAUUCAAAACACAUUGAGGUGAGCUACUUUGCUGCCGGCAUCAUCUCUCAUCUAGCGAUACUUGGAGCGGAAGAUUGGAUUGCGUUAACAAAUGUAGAAAAACUGAGGGGGGAAUUACUGACUGACCUGUACAACUGUGUGUUGUCAUGGAAACCUCCCGAUGGAGAAAUGGUUGCAUAUAGAACGUUCAAACCCUUCUUUCCGUUGCUGAGAAGACACGACACUCCUGCUAUGCAACUGUGGGCGGCUUGGGCGAUACGUCACGUCUGUCUUAAAAACGGAGAAAAAUAUCAAGAAAUGUUAGUGGCCGAAGAAGGUAUUCAAUGUCUUGGCGAGGUGUUGACAAAUCCCGAUCUCGACAAAAAAGUUAAAGAAUUGAUCAAAUUGACAUUAGAAUCCAUUGAAAAAACCCACCCGGAUAUAAUGGAAUGUGUUUAGACAAUAGGAACACUGGAAAUGGGAGCGUUGUAUUUUUGUGUGGUUGAAAUUUUAGUUUAUAGAAUUGUAACUGGGGUGAUUAGCUGAAAUAAGGUUGAAAGAAAUUGAAUAUUUUUAUCUCUUCAGAUUUACAUUUUAUUCCGUUUUCGAAAUUUUGUAUUCCAGGGAUUAUUGAGAACAGUUUUAUUUGAAACAUAUUGAUUUAGGUCAUUUGACAGUGUGACCAAAUAUGCAGCGUUUAAUUAUCGAAAACUGUAAAAAAGUAGAAAAGCAUUCAAACGAUGGUUCAUUUGCUUUUCCAUAUUCCAAUAAACAGGGUGUCCAUAAAGUCCCUUUACAAUUCCAAUUUUGUUAUGAAGUCAGUUAUCAAUAUAUCUCAACCAGGUUUGAUGUUUUUUAAUCAGUAAUUGUUCAAGUAUUUUUGCCUCAUUUAAUACAUCUGUGAAGGCCAAAACAUUAAAUGAUUCGAUGAAUUUAUUUUGUAAUUUUAACCACUUUUAAUACUUUAUAUGGACACCCAAUAUAAAUUGACUUCUCUUGUUAAACAUUGCCCAAAUCUUGAAAGUAUUCGAUCUUCCAUAUUGGAAUUAAAUUCAGAAUAGAACAUCAUUUUAAACCUGUCUGGAAGUAACAUAGAGAUCAUUUCCAAAUAGAGUAUUGAUUAAUCAAUUAAUUAGCUAAGUGGUAGUAUUAAUUAACGAGAGCGUUUUGCUUGUCCAAGCCUACUUUGCUAAAUUUAAUGACUGUUCACAAGAGUAGAUCUCAAUUAAAUACUUAUGCUUGGUGAAUUAUUGCUGUUAAAGUCUGUCUGUUGUUGUCAUACGUGUGUCUUUUAAAUCAAUGUUAGAUAGAUUCCACUGAACCGAGUCUGAAUCUCAAUCUACUCAAGUAGAUUGAUUAGUUUAUCAAAACUGAUAGAUAGAUAGAUAUAAACUGAUUUAAUGACAUUUUGGGCACUCCAGAAGUCUGUGUACCAAUAUGGAGGUAACUAAUUUUGUUCGCUUACUUUACAUCAAGUUGCGUAAAGGGACUGAAACCUAUGGGCAGGGGCUAACACAGACAGUCCCCGAAAUCGUAAUAGAACUAAAAUAAGGAAAAUUGUAUAAAAUCAUGGCCUAACCCUGACCUGGUACACGAACUACGGAAGUACCGCAUUAUGUAUAUGCUAUGUAUCUCUUAUUGUAUUAUUGUUGGAUUUUCUGCUCUGUAAUGUUUUCAUGUUUUAGCCGAGUCAUGGGUCAUCCAGGUCUGAAAUUUAGUUGUUCUAGGAGUUAAGUCACACCGGUGUUUAGUUGAUGACAAGUUCUAGUCAUUCAUUUCAUUUAGACGACGAAGUUUUUAACAAAUUGCGAUAGCUGUUGGGUCAAGAAUACGAGCCUGCCCAACAUUUAAACUCAGAACUCCUGGAAAUUAAGAAUGUUUGAAUUGGUAUAAAAAUCUAUAUAGACUGUUUUGAUAUAUUUGUGCCUUUUUUGCUGUCAUUGCGCAUUCGCUACUUAUAACAUUCAAUCAGCCACUAAGUAUGAACCAGAGGUGAAAAUCUCUCCUUUUUUUGGAAUUUCUAGUUUUCAUAUGCGCAUACAUUUGACUCUAGUCUUGACAAAUUGCAAAUUGUUGUUUAGACAAUGAUCUGAGCAUUCGCAACAUCUAAACUCAAAACUUGUGGACUUUUAAUCAGUUUGUGGAAUACUUUUGUGCAAAGCCGAAAAUAUUUUCUGGUGGGAAUUGCCAGAAUGGUUGAUAUAUUUAAUAACAGUAUUUGUAUUCCAUAUAUUUCUGAUUGCUUUAUCAUUCGAAGUUUCCGCUCAGUAAUGUUUUUAUAUUUCAAAUCAGUUCCCUGUGUCAGCAUUCUAAAAUAUUUAUGCUUUACAUCUAGUUUCGAAUGGUCUAUAAGCGAAAUUGGAACCAAAGAAAAUGAGUUUUCAAAAACAGAUCCAGUUGGAUUGAAAUUUACUUUUUAAACAAUGGUCAUGUCCACUAUCGCACAGUUAUCACUUUUGCGGAUAAUUUCCAUCUAUUGAGCAUUCAAAUAUAAUAACCCAAUUUGUACCAUUCAAAAUUUUGUUCCUUCUUUUUAAUUCAAAUUUUUAACUAAACUCAAAUUUUGAAUGUUUCUUUCUUUUGUGUCCCUAAGUGUUAAAUUAGUAAACACUGCUAAUAUAUUGACGGAGUUUGGGAUUGGCCCAAACUAUUGCAUGGCUGUAUGUGAAAUUGAUUCUGUAGAGAUUAGAAUAGCAACUGAAAAUUGACUUUUGUAAUAGAAAUGAAUUCAUCUUAAAACUUUAUCACCUUUUUGUUAAGCACAAACUCAUAAUUAAAAUAACUUCAGAUGUCUUGCAUGUAGCGCAAGGGCAACUAAAAUAUAAAAAUAAUACAUACCGGUAAUUUAUAACAAGAUUUAAAAAUUGUUUUCAAAUUAAAGUUAGCACGAUCUUUAUAAAAGUGCAGGGCCAACACUGGCUCAUUAUUUGCAGUGGCAUAAGGCUGGCCCUAAUGGCUACUGCCAUUACAGUCACACCAAAGCCAAUCAACAUAGUCAGCAAUUAGCGGAUUAUUAUUUCCUUAUUAAAAAUCUAUUUUUCUUGUCCCUGCUCCAGAUUUCUGUGGCUACAAUUUUUUAGUGUUUUUGAUUUAUCGUAUUUAAUGUUUCAAUUAUUAAACAACGUACUUAAGUUUGAUUUUGUAUAAAUUUUUGUUUCAUUUUAUUGGAAUAAAUUGUUCAUUUGUAGCUUA
Messenger RNA from Styela clava, 4006 nucleotides. The record is from RefSeq and is a predicted model, not a curated record. Lineage: Eukaryota; Metazoa; Chordata; Ascidiacea; Stolidobranchia; Styelidae.